CUGGACGGCUGUGCGCAUCGAGGGUCCGGACGGCGACGCACGCUCUCGCUGGGCAAUGGCAGCACCUUCGGCCAAGGAGAAAGCGGAGCAAUCAGAGGAAGGUGACCUCCAGGAGCCCCCUGUGUCCCCCAAGCCUCAAGAUGAGCAGAGCAAGAGCCAGAGCCCCAUCCAGCUUGAGGACUCCCCUAAGGCAGGUGGGGAGCAGGAGGAAGAACAGGCCUUCCUGGUCAGCCUCUACAAGUUCAUGAAGGAGCGACACACGCCCAUCGAGAGGGUGCCCCAUCUUGGCUUCAAGCAGAUUAACCUGUGGAAGAUCUACAAGGCAGUGGAGAAGCUGGGGGCCUAUGAGCUGGUGACAGGCCGCCGCCUCUGGAAGAACGUGUAUGAUGAACUUGGGGGUAGCCCGGGCAGCACCAGUGCGGCUACAUGCACACGCCGCCACUAUGAGAGGCUGGUCCUCCCAUAUGUGCGGCACCUGAAGGGAGAGGACGACAAACCACUGCCCCCUACCAAGCCCAGGAAGCAAUACAAGAUGGCCAAGGAGCUGAGGGGAGACGAUGGGGCCACUGAGAAGCUGAAGAAGGCCAAGGAUUCAGAGGAGAGACAGGCAGACCAGACCACACCAGAAAAGACCAAAUCAGAUGCCCCUGGCCAGACACAGCUUCCCAGACAAGGAUCCUCAAGGGAUAGCACGGAACAGCUGGGCCCAGUAUCUGGGUCUUCUCCACCGUUCCUGGGUGCUAAUAGCUGUCCUGAGGCCUACAAGCGGCUUUUGGCGAGCUUCUACUGCAAAGGGGCGCAUGGUAUCAUGUCACCACUGGCCAAAAAGAAACUCCUGGCUCAGGUCAGCAAGGCAGAGGCCUUGCAGUGCCGAGAAGAGGGCUGUCGCCACGGAGCAAGGAGCCCCAACAAGGACCUUCAAGAAAGUCCCCAGAACCCAAGAGGGCUGGCUGAGAACUCUGAACACCAACUAACCCCCCCAGAAGGAUUGCGGGCCCCUGGAGGCAGCACCAGUGUGGAGGCACAGGUGGGCCCCUGCCCUACAGCCCCCACGUUCUUAGGCCGUUUUCAUGCGUACCCCACCGAGGUGCUAAAGCCUAUCAGCCAGCACCCCAGGGACUUCUUCUCCGGCCUUAAAGACAGGGUGCUGUUGGGACCACCUGGUAAAGAGGAAGGGCUGACGGCCAAAGAGUCCCAGCUGGUAUGGGGUGGGGAUGCCAACCGCCCCUCUGCAUUCCACAAAGGCGGCACAAGGAAAAGAAGUUUCUACCCCAAGCCCAAAGCCUGCUGGGUGUCCCCCAUGGCUAAGGUCCCUGCUGAGAGUCCCGGAGCCCCACUCCCCCAUCCCAGGAGCCCAGGUCUUAGCAAGAAGCGCGGCUUGGAAGAAGAAGGAUACACUCAUGGUGGCAAGAAACUGAAGGCGGUGUCUCCCUUUCUGAAGGAGGUGGAUGCCAAGGAGAGUGAGGGCAAGCCUGCAGCCCCUGGCUUGGCUGUAUCCUGUCUACUGGGCCCAGCCCUGGGGCCCACUCCUCCAGAGUCCUACAGGGGCACCAUGCUGCAGUGUCCUCUGAACUUCACCAGUAGCGCAGACCCUCUGAAGGGCCAGGCCUCACUGCCCUUCAGCCCCCUGGUCAUCCCUACUUUCCCAGCCCAUCUCCUGGCUACAACAGGCCCCUCGCCUAUGGCUACCAGUCUGAUGCAUUUCCCUCCCACGCCCUAUGACACUGUCCUUCGCAACAGACUGGGUCCAGCUUCAUCUGCCUGGCACGUGCCGCCCGUCACAACCUAUGCGGCACCCCACUUCUUCCACCUCAACACCAAACUGUAGAGCCUGAGUCUAUCCUGCUAUGCCUCGGAGAUGGGGCCUCAGAUGGGCAGGUGCUGCUGCGCGUCUCAGGCCAGACUAGCCUCCCCGAGUCUGACUCCUUCGCACAGACAGGAGGAGGCAGUGGGCUUGUCUGAAUGAAGCAGGCUGUGCCCAAAGCCCAGGGACCAAGUUGUGGUAAGAUCAUGAAAGUACCUGAGCUGGUGUUCUCUUUCCACAGAGGCCAAGAGGACUGAGAGGCUGGGGAGCUAAAUUAUCAGCUCAAGGCAUCCAGGUUGGCCAUGAAAGACCCAAUAAAAAGACACUGGUGUGAUUGCACUCAGCCCAAGGGUGUACAGCAUUGGACGUUUGCAAGGGGAGGGGAGGCAGGAGCGAGCGUGUAGGCGUGGCCAUCAGUGUGGGAGCAAAGAUGAAACAAAGCCACUCUGGCCUGGAUGCUGCCACCCCACUGGAGGGCAGGGCCAGAGCCAAACCCGGCCUCUGUGCACAGACGAACAGCCGAGAUUCCUUCUGCUCCAGCCUCAGGGCACCCGACUGUUGAGGUUGCCGUGGUGCAAAGCCCAGAGCACACUGGUGACCUGUGAGACAAAUGGGAGGGGCUGUGUCAUUGCAACCCUCUGAGCUGAGCCAGUCCCAGAAGGCCUUGAGUCUUUCAGUGAAGGGCUUGCUCUGAGAGGACCUUGCUGUGUUGUUCAUGUUAAUCUGGGACCCCUGACCUAAAGAAAUCCAACUAUGGCCUUCUCAGUAGCAGAAGCUACAGGUGUGGACCUCUGUACCCGUGAAGAGGGGAUUUGUGGGUGCUCGUAUAAAACCCAAGUGAGUCUGUCCUAUUGGUGGGCAGACCUGUGAGCCCA
Rattus rattus (black rat) is the source of this 2679-nucleotide messenger RNA. It is a transcript of the gene Arid5a, whose product is annotated as AT-rich interaction domain 5A. Bases 56 to 1828 code for a protein of 590 amino acids. Lineage: Eukaryota; Metazoa; Chordata; Mammalia; Rodentia; Muridae. The transcript has 7 exons. Gene Ontology annotation, biological process: regulation of transcription by RNA polymerase II. Gene Ontology annotation, molecular function: transcription cis-regulatory region binding. The record is from RefSeq and is a predicted model, not a curated record. Gene Ontology annotation, cellular component: nucleus.